Molecule: messenger RNA, 4930 nt
Organism: Scophthalmus maximus (turbot)
Lineage: Eukaryota; Metazoa; Chordata; Actinopteri; Pleuronectiformes; Scophthalmidae
Product: TNF receptor-associated factor 2-like
Exons: 11
Coding region: 254-2077 (607 amino acids)
Biological process (GO): protein K63-linked ubiquitination; positive regulation of JNK cascade; regulation of apoptotic process
Cellular component (GO): plasma membrane signaling receptor complex; cytosol; cytoplasmic side of plasma membrane
Molecular function (GO): ubiquitin-protein transferase activity; zinc ion binding; tumor necrosis factor receptor binding
Source: RefSeq, a predicted model, not a curated record
CCCACCGCAUGACGUAACAGCCAGUCUGAAAGUGCAAUGGCGAUAUUGGACAAUAACAGCCAUCGCUUCAGGGGACCACAUCUAUAUUAUGUGGCUAUGGUCGACGGGAGCACGUCCAGCCGGCCGCAGAGACUCGUUUAGUGUCGGCGCAGCGCGCGAGCGUCGCCCCCUCGACCCGGACAAGUGAAUUCGCAGCCUCCGCACGCGAUGACAGUUUAGACGAAAACGCUGGUGCGACGUGUGAACAGACACCAUGGCCACACAGGAACCUUCCCCUCCCUCGUCCAUGGAGAGCAACAAGCCCGGCUUCCCCAAGAAGAUCCUGGGCAACAAGCUGGAGGACAAGCACCUGUGCAACUGCUGCCACAACAUCCUCCGACGGCCAUUUCAAGCGCAGUGUGGCCACCGCUUCUGCUCCUACUGCUUCAACAGGGCAGUGAGUAAUGGACCCCAGAAAUGCAGCGCCUGCAUUAAAGAGGAUAUUUUUGAGGAUCCUACGUCGAUUUUGAAACAAGGAUGUGCUUUUCCUGACAACGCAGUUCGAAGGGAGGUCGAAAACCUGUCCGCUGUUUGUAUCAAUGAAAGUUGCAAUUGGAAAGGCAGCAUUAAAGACUACGAGCUGACCCACGAGGGGAAGUGUGAGUUCAUGAUCAUCCCCUGCCCCUCCUGCAAAGAACGAAUCCGCUUCAACGAACAGGAGCGCCAUAACGAACGAGAGUGCCCGGAGAGAACGCUCAACUGCAAGUACUGCAAGGAGCCAUUUCACUUUAAAAAUAUCAAGGCACACGAUGAGAUCUGUCCCAAGUACCCGAUGAUCUGUGAAGGCUGCGCCAAGAAGAAAAUACCCAGAGAGAAGUAUGUGGACCACAUUAAGUUCUGCAGCAAAUUCAGAACACCGUGUCGAUUUCACGUCGUGGGAUGUGAUAUGUCCGUGGAGAAGGAAAAGAUUCAUGACCACGAGCGCGCCUACGCCUACGAGCACCUCAAUCUGCUGCUGCACUACAUCAUGGGCAUGAAGGUGAGCAUGGAGGGCCUGCAGCCCCAGGGACUGGAACUCGCUGGACACAAACUGGUGGAACUCCAACAGUCCCUCAGGGAACUCGAGGCCAGAGUCUCCCAGCUCAGCACCACCUCCUCUGGGCCUCCCGUGCAGGGAGCCGCCGCCGCCACCGCCACCGCCUCCACCUCCACCUCCACCUCCACCUCAUCCUCCAGCUCUGGUCCCCAUGGUCCACCUGCUUCAUCUCCUCUCCCCCCACCUCCCACUCUGGCCCCCACCCUCUCCGUGUCUACCUCUUUCACACCUUUGCCCAGCUCGGUGGGAGCGGCGCUGGAGCUCCAGCUCCACAGCGAGAAGACCAAAGUGGCCGAGCUGGGACGCAGGUGCACGGAACUGGAAGUCAAAUCCAGCACGUUUGAAAACGUGGUGUGCGUGCUGAAUAGAGAGGUGGAGAGGUUCGCCACCACCAUGGAGGCCAGUAACCGUCAGCAUAAGCUGGACCAGGAUAAGAUCGAGGCUCUCAGUAAUAAGGUGCGACAGCUGGAGAGGACAGUGGGGCUGAAGGACCUGACGGUUGCUGAGAUGGAGGGCCGGCUCAGGGAAAUGUCUGCCACCACCUUUGACGGCGUCUUUGUCUGGAGGAUCUCCGAUUUUGCCAAAAAGAGACAGGACGCCAUCGCUGGUCGAGCCCCUGCCAUGUUCUCACCAGCCUUCUACACCAACAAGUAUGGCUACAAGAUGUGUCUGCGGAUCUAUCUGAACGGAGAUGGGACGGGGCGUGGCAGCCACUUGUCCUUGUUCUUUGUGGUGAUGAGGGGACUGAGUGACGCUCUGCUCAAAUGGCCCUUCAACCAAAAGGUGACACUGAUGCUGCUGGACCAGAGCAACAGGGAGCACAUCAUCGACGCCUUCCGACCCGACGUCACGUCCUCGUCCUUCCAGAGACCUGUGAGCGAGAUGAACAUCGCCAGUGGCUGUCCGCUCUUCUGCCCACUCUCCAAGCUCGACGCCAAGAACUCUUACAUCCGCGACGACACCAUUUUCAUCAAGGCGAUUGUGGACCUCACCGGCCUCUAGAUGGGCCUCCACAGGGUGGGGACAGUUUGGCAAACCAGGCAGCUCUUUGACCAUUGUGGCUUCGUUUUGGCUCAAUCGUGGUCCUCCCAGGGCUCCGUUCAGGCAUUCUACUGUCCCCCUGCAGCUUUUGGGAGACAAACAUGCUUGCAGCUGUGUGCUGGAUGUGGCUUCAGUUUGCUCAGUCCAGGCGGCGCUGGCAUCGUCAUACCCAGUGGGUUCAAAGUGCGAACCACGGUCAUAGCUGUACAUUUUGGGAGCAAAACCUUUUGUUUUUCCUUCUGACAUCACAGCACCACUCCCAUGGUGAUGAAGUGUCACUUUCGAGUCUGCACAUACCUUUUAAGUUGAAGGACAGAAGACGUACGCACCAGUGCAGCGCAGUCGGCGCAGUGUCGAGUCGAGGCAGAUGUGUCACAGAACGCGCAGACUGCGUCAGACCAGGAUUGUAGAUUACAGGUAGUCCAAGUGAUCAUUCUGAUGUCGCUGUAGAAAGCUGGCGGUAGACGUGUAAAAGAGUUAGAGUGUGGCUUGAUGCAGUUUUAGCUUUUUCUUGCAGACUGUGGAUAUUGUGAGCUUCUCAAUUCCAGUGUCGAGUGAAUUUGCAUAGACAAACGUGGAGUUAUGUUAUGAAUAAGAUUACAGGCAUUUAUUUUUGCCUCUUUUUUUUUUUUUGCGCAAAGGUGCAUGCUGCUGGCGUUUUUAAGUAUAAAUUUGCUCCUUAAUCCGACCGAGCUUCACGAGGGUUCCUCGUUUGUCGUUAAACUUGUUAGUGAAUUAGCCAUCCGUGAUGGUGGACAUUGCCUGCAUGUCUUUGGAAACAGGCUAUUUUCAUGUAAAGUUAGUGUCGCGUAUUUGUUCCGAAUAGGGGUCGGUGGUUCUGAUCGGUGGUUUGGUACAUCUGUGGAAGAUACAGUGAAGUUACCAAGGAGUCAGGGCAGCUUGCCAGUCAAGCCUGAGGCAUUAAAACUCACCUGUGUUCUUGUCUCUGACAAAACACACACACAGCUGCAGUUUUUCCCCCAGGACAUGCUCACUAGCUCACAUCUCAACACAUAGUACUGUGCCCCACCACAGACUGAAGUCAACACAGAUUCCAUGAAAUGAGGGAAUUGUCCGUUCCUUGUUUUCUGUCCUUACGGUAUACAGUGCAUAUGUGUUUCUGCUGCUCUGAGAUAGAAAACUGAUGUGAACCUAAUAUAUAUGUUGGUGCAAAUAUACUUGAGGUAAAUGUGUGUGGAGGGCGAGAGGCUGAAAACAAGAAGUUGCGAUACCUUUUUUGCAGGCGACGGGCCGUUGUUGACUUAAUUUAUUGCAGACUGAUGUUCAAGUGCAGCCCCGGAUUAUUAAUCGAUAAAUCCAAGUGUUUGAGUGUGCUUUCACCUAUUUCCAAUUAGGCACCACUAAUCGAAACACAAAAUCUCCAGUAUAUCAGAGAUGUUUCUGUAAUUUUCCGCUUGUCCGCCAGGGAUUGCUGUUCUACUUACUUAGCAUGCAUGCUGAGGUCUUAAAAGUUCACGCUGGCCUGUUUGAAAACCAGUCUCGACCUGUAUUGAAACCUCUCUGUGCAUGGGAGGCUUCAAUUCAUAUUCACUAUGGAGUUUCGCCCGGUUUCCUCUGUGACCCACGCGCGAAAGCAUUGAUUUGUAUUUGUUUGGACGAAGAAGACCUAAUCAUAGAAUAGUUAAUUAUGUUAUAUCUGGCGCUGCCGUCUACUCCAACGGACGCAUCCGCCUAUAUUCAUAGCAAUUUAUAAAUAUGUAUCUUUCAUAUCAUACAGUUGAAAUAUUCUAUAUAUCAAUGUUAAUAUACACAAGAUGUUAUAAUAAACAUAGUAUUGCUGAAUACCUUAUAAAUUCUAUAUCUAUAUACCACCUUUUUGUUUGUCAAGAUGGUUUGAACAGGCCAGGACAACCCCUUUGUGCAGUAGGACUUAGGAUUCCUUCUAGAGUGCAAUAUAUGAUUAUGUCUUAGUUAGGUUUUGAUGACAUCUUGGCUUUAAGGGUUUACAGAGGUGAGGCUCAAUUUGUUUGUUGCCAUUUGUUUACAUGCGCCGGAGAACUGCAAAUUAUUUAGAACUUUCCUUGGAACUGUGGUGCUUUCCUCGUCAUUAAGCAUACAUCCGCUGAUAUCACUAACAUGGGAACCUCUAGCCAGUAGCUCCUCGUGAAGCUAACUGGCUCAGGGAGCUGAUGAUUUUUUAAGAAAGUUCAUUUGAACGUUGAGGAAUUCCUGCUACCUACAGUGAGCGGGUUUCUAUCUUUAACUCUAAAACCUUUCAGUGACGACUGAGCGUGUAAUAAGUAAGAUUACAUGAACUUUUUCAAAUCUCCCGUGUUCUUGUUAUGUGCCAAAAUCUGAUUUUACCUCCACAUACUAACAAUGUUGUAUUGCAAGUUGUCUUUUAUGUUCUAUGCUAAGAUACAGUGCCAAAUAUACAGUAUUUACAUUUAAGUUUGUAUGUAUAUGUGUGUGGGCGUGUGUGGGCGUGCACGUGUGCCAUUUUACAAUGAUGCAUGGGUCACUACUGAGGUCAGGACCAGAGAAUAUAAUAAGUACUGUCCCAUGAAAUUGUCCUCAAAUGACCGACCCUCCUGAGGUUUCUGAAUGUAAGCUUUAAUUCAUUUUUUGAAAAACACAAUGGCAGUUCUGUGAUGUGAUGCAGUUGACUUGAAUCAACUUUAUUUGUGCACUUUGUAUUGGUUGUUUGUCCAAACAGGGUAUUUUGUUGAGUGAUUUGUGUACCUUGAAAUCAGAGCCAUAUAUAUUCUGAUGUUGAUAAUUGUAUGUAUUAUGCUAAAAAAAAAAAAAAGGACAUGCAGUAUGUAAUAAAGUUUGUUGGUUUCAGCUUUGAAA